UCACACGACGCAAUGGUCCACCACUCCGGCUCCAUCCAGUCCUUCAAGCAGCAAAAGGGCAUGCACACCAGCAUCAGCGAGAUCCUGAAGGAGAAGAGCCUGAAGCCAUCUCGCCGAAGUCUGCCCUGCCUGGUCCAGAGCCGCACGCACCCGCAUAACCUCCACCAUGGCCUGUCCGUGCCACUGGACCUCAACCCCUCCCCCAAACCUGGCUGCACCAGCCCCUCCUGCCCCGACAUCUCCCACCCCACAGAUCGAGGUAAGGACUUGUAUGCCGAGGCGUCAGAAGCUGGGACCUAUGAGUCCAGGACAGACGAGUCACUCCUGAUCAGGACCCCCGGGUCGAGAGCCAAACUGGAGGCCCGAGCGCAGUCCCUUCAGAAGAGAAACCGAGCUCCUCCAUCCGGCCUUCUGUUUAGAGACGGGAAGAAGCGCGUUGAUUACAUCCUGGUGUACAAAAAGUCCAGCCCCCAGGUGGAGAAGAGAUGUACCUUUGAGAGGAACCUGCGUGCAGAGGGACUUAUGUUGGAGAGAGAACCUUCUCUGACCAACAAUGACAUCAUGUUUGUGAAGAUCCAUGCCCCUUGGGACACACUAUGUAAAUACGCUGAGCAGAUGAACAUCCGGAUGCCCUUCAGGAAGAAAUGUUACUUCACUGACUGGAAGAGUAAGGCCAUGGGAAGUAGGUUCAAGUUGCCUUGGCGGCAGGUGAAGAGCUGGUUGCCCAGGAACCCCAUGAAGCUGGAUAAAGAGGCCUUACCUGAUCUGGAGGAGACCGACUGCUACACAGCACCUUUCAGCAGGGCCAGAAUGCACCACUUCACCAUCAACAACAGAGAAACAUUCUUCUCCAACUCUACGCGGAGCAGGAUUGUCCACCAUCUUCUGCAACGCACUAAAUAUGAGGACAGGAAGUCAAAGAUCGGUAUCAACCGGUUACUGGGCAACGGGACAUAUGAAGCAGCCUUCCCUCCUCAUGAGGGUGGAUACAAGAGCAGGCACCCAAUUAAAACGCACGGUGCCCAGAACCACAGGCACCUGCUGUAUGAGCGUUGGGCUCGCUGGGGAAUGUGGUACAAGUACCAGCCACUGGACCUGAUCAGGCGCUACUUCGGGGAGAAGAUCGGGCUGUACUUUGCGUGGCUGGGCUGGUACACUGGCAUGCUGAUCCCUGCCGCCCUGGUGGGCCUCUUUGUCUUCCUCUAUGGCCUCUUCACUAUGGACUCCAGCCAAGUCAGCCGUGAGAUCUGUGAGGCGAACACCACCAUCAUGUGUCCCAUGUGUGAGGGGAACUGCAGCUCCUGGAUUCUGAGUGACAGCUGCGUGUAUGCCAAGGUGACGCAUCUCUUUGACAAUGGGGGCACAGUUUUUUUUGCAAUCUUCAUGGCAAUAUGGGCGACCGUGUUCCUGGAGUUCUGGAAGAGGAGGCGGGCGGAGCUGACGUAUGACUGGGACCUGAUCGACUGGGAAGAGGAGGAAGAGGAGCUACGGCCCCAAUUCGAGGCAAAAUAUUCGAGAGUAGAAAGAGUCAACCCCAUUUCCGGAAGACCAGAGCCUUUCCAGCCUUUCUCAGACAAACUCAGCCGCCUGAUGGUCUCCGUAUCCGGAAUCUUCUUCAUGCUGUCCUUGGUCGUGACUGCUGUGUUUGCUGUGGUGGUUUUCCGCCUCAUCGCCAUGGAGAAGUUUGCGUCGUUCCAGUGGGAGUUUGUGAAAAAGAACUGGCAGUUUGCCACGUCUGGGACCGGAGUCUGCAUCAACUUCAUGAUCAUAAUGUCCCUCAAUGUGGUGUAUGAAAAGGUGGCGUACCUGCUUACAAACUUAGAACACCCUCGGACAGAGUCAGAAUGGGAGAACAGCUUUGCCCUUAAAAUGUUCUUCUUUCAGUUUGUGAACUUGAACAGCUCCACAUUCUACAUUGCCUUCUUCCUGGGCAGAUUUGCAGGCAGGCCAGGGAAAUAUAACAAGAUGUUUGAGAGAUGGCGCUUGGAAGAGUGCCACCCGAGUGGCUGCCUCAUAGACCUGUGCCUACAGAUGGGUGUCAUCAUGGUUUUAAAACAGAUCUGGAACAACUUCAUGGAGUUAGGCUACCCGUUACUGCAGAACUGGUGGUCUCGGAGGAAGAUCAGGAAAGGUGGGCAGCGCAUGGAGAGCAAGGUGUUGCUGCCGCAGUGGGACAAGGACUGGAACCUGCAGCCCAUGAACCCCCACGGCCUGGUGGACGAGUACCUGGAGAUGGUCCUGCAGUUUGGCUUCACCACCAUCUUCGUGGCGGCGUUCCCGCUGGCUCCCCUCCUCGCCCUGCUCAACAACAUCAUCGAGAUCCGCCUGGACGCCUACAAGUUUGUCACACAGUGGAGGCGGCCGAUGCCUGCUCGAGCUACUGAUAUCGGCAUCUGGCACGGGGUGCUCGAGUGGAUCGGUGUGCUGGCAGUCAUUACCAACGCCUUCGUCAUCGCCAUCACCUCUGACUACAUUCCCCGCUUCGUCUACGCCUUCAAGUACGGGCCCUGUGCGAACCAGACCUACGGGCACGAGGAAUGCCUGGCGGGCUACAUGAACAGCAGUCUGUCUGUGUUCGACAUGGGGGAAGAGAGCCAGCCCAGGUACUGCAGGUCUGUAUACUCUUGAAAUAAUGGCUGUUUUUUUCCUGUCUGUAGGUACCGGGACUACAGAGCUCCCCCCUGGAGCGCGGAGCCCUAUGAGUUCACUCUGCAGUUCUGGCAUGUUCUGGCUGCCAGGCUGGCCUUCAUCAUUGUGUUUGAGCACCUGGUGUUUGGCAUCAAGUCGUUCAUCGCGUACCUGAUCCCGGACAUGCCCAAGGGUCUGUGUGAGCGCGUGCGGCGGGAGAAGUACCUGAUGCAGGAAAUGAUGUACGAGGCGGAGCUGGAGCACCUGCAGAAGGAAAGGAAGAAGAACGGCAAGCGCUAUCACCACGAGUGGCCUUAGCUUCCCCACCCUGCCCACUCACACACACUCACUAUACACACUCACUCACACAUACUCACACACUCACACACACACUCACUAUACACACUCACACACACACACAAACACACACACUGAGACACACUCACACACACACACACUCACUGAGACACACACACACUCACUAUACACACUCACUCACACAUACUCACACACUCACUAUACACACUCACUCACACAUACUCACACACUCACACACACACUCACUAUACACACUCACACACUCACACACACACACACACUCACACUCACACUCACACUCACACUCACACUCACACUCACACACACACACGCACGGCUCAGCGGGGUGCCACGUGGGAGGCCAGCUCUGCAGCGGAGAUGCGUUCGUCAUCUUACAUCCAGACCCGAACGGGCCCCUGCCGGUACCCACCCCCACGAAUCGCAGCCCUCAGGCCGUACGGCCGAUUCCCACGCUAAUGUCCUGCACCUCCUCAGCUUUUUUUACCACAGCGGGAAACCGUGUCUGUGCUAUUUCACUGCUUGGAAGGAGCGUCUGUGCACUUGUCAUGUUUACUAUGCAGAUGAAGGGCUGCAGGUCACCGUGCUCUCUGCUCUCCCACCGGCGGCCUGCACGGUUACAGGCUGUUCGGCCCUCCAGCCAAACGGCUCCAGUCUGCUAUUUAUGGAUCCCAGCACUGGCACCAGCCUCUCGCUGUGUGUUCCUGUUGCACGCACUGAUUGUUCAUUUGCUGCAAAGUGGGCCCGGUAAAAUAGCUUCCAAAAAUAACAGAGACCGCUUUAUGCAAAGUAAAUGUAUAUUUCCCUAACAGCAUGCAGAAUUACUUCCUUUAUUGUCUUUUUAAUUUUGUAAAUGCAAAACAGACACACAGACACACAGUUAAAGUGUGUCAAAGGAACUGCAUUGGUUAAUGUUCUUAUCCAAAAAAAACUCUGAGAAAUGCUCUGACUAGUGCAUGUUUUUUUCCUAAGCACACCUUGUACAUUUGGUCACAGUGCCUGGUUUGAUGUGGAGCUUUCUGUGUGAGCUUCUCUGUCCUUGUGAAGUGCCGUGUCGCUCCAUCUUCCCUGGAGAUGAGGAGCCACAGGUCGCCCGUUCCGUGGCGUGUGUCCGGUCGCGUGCGUGUCCAUGUUUGUGGUGAAAUGAGAAAGAAACUGUUCAACUAUUCUAGCAGAGCAUUGUAAGGACAGUUCACAUGACAGAGACACAUGAAGAUGGUUUUUGCUGUCUACCCAUCACCUCUACUCUUUGCCUUCAGCCUUUGAAUUUACCGCUGUAACAGUAGAAAAAUUGUAUGUCUUGCCUUAGAGUAAUUUAACUUAAACUGGUCUUACACACAACAGCUGUGUAGACACAGCCUUGCUGCUUUUACCAUUUUAAUUUGCCGUUCUACUUCAGCUUUGGUAAGAAGCAUCCCUUUUCAGUCAUUUUGGCCAGACUUAUCAAAGGGAGAGUUAGGUACUCUUUCUAUUCUUUUCUUUAGGAUUUUGUUAUAAAAUGCAAGGUUUACACAAACAUUCUUCUUAUCAAGUUUUCCAAAGUUUUGGGGUCUCUGCCCUUUCAUUGCAGAGUGAAAAAGUCACAGUUAUUUUUU
Messenger RNA from Conger conger (European conger), 4559 nucleotides. It is a transcript of the gene ano3, whose product is annotated as anoctamin 3. Gene Ontology annotation, biological process: chloride transmembrane transport. Lineage: Eukaryota; Metazoa; Chordata; Actinopteri; Anguilliformes; Congridae. Gene Ontology annotation, cellular component: plasma membrane. Gene Ontology annotation, molecular function: protein dimerization activity; chloride channel activity. The transcript has 27 exons. The record is from RefSeq and is a predicted model, not a curated record.